Messenger RNA from Ochlerotatus camptorhynchus, 2637 nucleotides. It is a transcript of the gene Plap, whose product is annotated as phospholipase A2 activator protein. The transcript has 3 exons. Lineage: Eukaryota; Metazoa; Arthropoda; Insecta; Diptera; Culicidae. Gene Ontology annotation, molecular function: ubiquitin binding. Gene Ontology annotation, biological process: ubiquitin recycling; proteasome-mediated ubiquitin-dependent protein catabolic process. The record is from RefSeq and is a predicted model, not a curated record. Bases 139 to 2529 code for a protein of 796 amino acids. Gene Ontology annotation, cellular component: cytoplasm; nucleus.
UCGUUUACGGUCAGCGUUUUCGGUGAUUCGGCAGAAUUUUGUGAAUUUUCAGCCGGAAUUUCAUCAUAUUUCAGCGAUUUUUCCCCAAUUUCUUGUACAGCACAAGUUCCGUAGGGCAAGCGAUCAAAACAAAGAGCAAUGGUCAAGAUCGAGGAUUUCAAGUUGUCCAGUGAACUAGCGGGACACAAACUGGACGUGCGCGCGGUCGCCGAAGGCAAGGGUUUUAUCGUGUCCGUAUCGCGUGACAAGACUGCCAAGGUGUGGACCCAGCUCGAUGGGCACUACACCGAAACGGAAACUUUGAGUCACCAUUCCAACUACAUCAGUGCGGUUCUGGUGAUUGAGGAAAACAAUUGGAUCUGUACGGCCAGCAAUGAUGCAACGAUCUGUGUGUACAAGUACCCGUCGGCGAUGGAACCGUUCGUUGUGUUGAAAGGUCACACGUCGACGGUUUGUGCAUUGGCCAAAGGCAACUCGCCGAAUGUGCUGAUUUCCGGAAGUUGGGAUAAGAGCGCCAAGAUCUGGACGGACGUUGGUACGACGAUGGCUAGUGUGACACUGGUGGGGCAUGAGGCGGCGGUUUGGGCCGUUGCGCGGCUGCCAUCGGGGAAGUAUGUCACAGGAUCGGCAGACAAGUCAAUUUUCGUAUGGAACGAGAAGGGUGAGAAGCUGGUAGUGCUGAAAGGACAUAAGGAUUGCGUCAGAGGCUUGUGUCCCUUGCCUAAUGGUGGAUUUCUGAGCUGCUCGAAUGAUGCCACCAUUCGACACUGGAGUGAUUCCUACGAAUGCGUGAAGGAAUUCCACGGGCACACAAAUUAUAUCUAUAGCAUUGCGAGAAGUGAUUUCUGGGGAGAGGAUGUCUUCAUCAGUAGCGGCGAAGAUAGUACGGUAAGAAUGUGGAGUCUGAAGGAGGGUGCUUUGGGAGAUGCCCUGGCGUUGCCGGCUCAAUCGGUUUGGUCUGUGGCAGCACUACGCAAUGGGGACAUUGUGACUGGUUCUAGUGAUGCGAUGGUUCGAGUUUUUUCCAGUUGCAAGGAUAGAAUAGCUCCUCAUGAUGUACAGGAUGUGUUCAGAUUGAGCGUUGAGGUGAGAGUUCAGGAAUCCACUAAACAACUUGGCGGUAUGAAUGUGAAUGAGCUUCCCGGGCCGGAAUCGUUGCUAUCCGAAGGACGUGAGGGUCAAACCCGUAUUGUCCGUCAUGGCGAUGGGAAAAUCAUGUGCUAUCAAUGGAGCAAUAACAAAUGGGAAUGCGUGGGUGACGUGAUGGGAGCAACGGGAGGUGAUACUGGAAAGCAGCUGUACGAAGGACGCGAAUAUGAUUACGUGUUCUCCGUGAAUCUUUCGGAUGAAGCUCCCAAUCUGAAGCUGCCGUACAACAAAGGGGAAGAUCCUUGGUUUGUCGCUCAACGGUUCAUCCAUAAACACAGUCUUCCCCAGGCCUAUCUGGAUCAGGUGGCAAAUUUCAUUAUCACAAAUGCCGACAAGGCUCCGGUUAAACCGUCGGCUGGUACCAAUAGUUUCUAUGAUCCAUUCACCGGAGGAGCUCGCUAUAUGCCGGGUGUGGGAUCAAGCUAUCAACCGACUGUGGCAAAUACGGACCCUUUCACAGGCGGAUCCAGUUAUACCACUCAAACUCCGAAUGCAGGCGUGCCCGGCAAUGGAAGUGCUGGGGCGGGCAAUACUGAUCCUUUCACCGGAGGAUCCAGCUACUCGACCGGGUCUACUGAGGUCAAAAAGUCAAACACACACUUUCCCAAUCGACAUUUCGUGACGGUUGAGACUGUUGACCUUUCCAAGGUGUUAGUCAAACUGAAGGAACUCAAUGGCAAAAUCGAGGAUAAGAGUCUUCAGAUGUCCGAUGACACCCUGGACGACAUCGUUCGAUACGUCGGAGAAUUGAGCAAGGUCUCGGAGCAAAACUCCGUUUGUCUGACCGCCCUCAAGUACCUAUUCAACUGGCCCACCGAAAAUCUGUUCCCCGUGUUGGACAUCACCCGUUUGGUUGUACGCGACCCGAAGGCAUGUCAGGAGCUGUUUGAAGGUGACUUUAUGAAAACCUUGCUCCAGCAGAUCAAUCAUCUGCCCGCGAAUCAGAUGAUGGGAGCCCGCUGCUUCGUCAAUAUGAUCUCACAUCCUGUUGGACGCAACAUUGUAACGGAGCAUAUCCGGCCAAUCGUUGAAAAGCUCUCGCCAAUCAAGAAAGGAAGUUCCAAUCUCCAGGUGGCACUUGCCAGCUUCUAUCUGAAUCUAUCCAUGACCCAGCUCGAUAAGCCAUCGCUGGAUUUUUGCAAGGUGUUUUCGGAGGCAGUGGGAGAAUUCCUUAGCUGGGCUACCGACUACGAGGCUACAUACAGGGCUUACCAGGCGUUGGGAAAUCUGAUGUCCACACCGCAGGGCUCGCUGGUGGCCAACCAUUUGCGAAGCAAUAGCGGAAUGAUCGAUAAGAUUCUGGUUAGCAUCAGCAGCGAGGUGAGCGGAUUCGCGAAGCUGAACGAGUGCGCCAGUUAUCUCUACGAAAUGCUGGCCUAAGGGCCAAUGGAGUAGGUUAUGCUAACAUAUUACUGAAAUAAUAGUUUUAGCUUUAGUUUUUUUUUUUGUUUAAAUGUGAAACGAAUUGAAAUUGACAAAAUGGAUGAA